ACUUCGUAACAACAUGGCGGCGCCUGGUAGGCUCGUAGGGCAUUACUUACACAAAAACGGACAAUUUCUCCUAAAUAACAUCGAUAAAUUAUGGUUUCGCAGGAGCUUUCACUGGAGCCCCAUCCUCCGUCAACAAGCAGCUGAGGCAAAUACAGAAUCUUCAGAAAAUAUUGUCAUCCCCAAAAAGAAAACAUGGAGUAAAGUGGCAGUUUUAGAGGCUCUUGCUGCAACUGUCAAAAGUGACCCCACUGCAUAUCCGUAUCAAUUCCAGGAUGACCCCUACCUUUCUCCAAGAACAUCAUCUGAAUUUACCCUGUUCUCGCUCUCUCAGGAGUCUGGUCGAGCUGCUGCCAAAUAUUUCAUGAACACAAAUCCAAAGUUUUUCACCAAAGACUUUGCAGAACCACAUAUACCAUGUCUGAUGCCAGAGUGUGUGUCUCCGAGUCUGGAGGAGGUGAGUGAAGCUGCUCUGAAGGAGAGGCUCAGUCUGAGGAGAGUGUCUGCAGCCGUGGAUAUGUACGACCAGCUACUUCAGUGUGGUCAAACAGUCUCCAUCGAAACGACUCAUGACCUUUUGGACCUGAUCAGUUUUUACUGCGAUCGAGAUCCGGUCGUCGAGGGCACGCCCGACAGAGAGGGCACCGAGGAGGGAGGAGAGGAGCCCAGGAGACGUAAGGGCAGGUUUAGAAAAGCAUCAGAGCUCCUGAAAUCCACCUGGAAAGAAAACAAUAAUGCAGAACGAAUCUUCAACUUACUCCCAGAAAGAGACACGCGCUGCUACUCUGCUCUGAUCAGAGGCAUGGUCAAGCAUGGAGCAUACGCCAGAGCCUUUGACUUUUACACAGACAUGCUCAACAACAGGGUCACAGGUGAUGUUCACAUCUUCAAUGCGCUGAUCUCAGCUGCUACAGAAGUCAGAGAGAAAUACAACGACAGAUGGGACCUCAUUGUUGAGCUGUUGAAUCAGAUGAAGCAGCAGCAGAUCUCUCCGUCUCUCCACACGUUUAACUCUGUGCUCAAGUCUCUAAGACGCUGUGGAUUUCUGGCCAAGAGUCACUCCCUGCACACGCUCAGUGAGAUGAAGGCCCUCGGCAUCGCUCCCAGUCUUGCCACCUAUGACCACAUCCUGGCUGCUUUCUUCAGAGCAGGUGCUUCGGGCCCAAACAACACUGAUGUUUUAUAUGAGGUGCUAUCGGUGAUUAAAGAAACCAGCUUCACCUGCCAGGACCCAGAUGACGUCCUUUUCUUCAGCAGUGCCAUGAGAAUUUGUUUGGAAAAUAAAGAUCUGGAGUUGGGGUAUAAAGUUCACUCUUUGGUUGAAUUUGGGGAAAACUGGAGGCUUCUUGGAGAUCCAUAUCAACAAAGCAUUUACUACGGCCGUUUCUUUAACCUGUUGUGUCUGAUGGAGAACCUGGAUGUGGUUCUGAAAUGGUACAAGAAACUCAUUCCAUCGUUGUAUUACCCAAACCCUCAGGGCCUGAAGGACCUGCUUCAGGCUCUGGACACAGACAAUCGACUGGACCUGCUGCCCACCAUCUGGAAAGAUAUCCACUCUCUGGGUCAUGAUAACAAACUGGACCUGGUGGAGGAGCUGCUCAGCCUCAUGUCCAGAGAGAAACACUCUCCAGAGGUACAGCAGCAGUUUUCUCAGUGUGCUCUGGAGGUCCGUUCUGUAUUUGAGGGGGACAGGGGGCGGAGCCUGGACUGGAGCUCUGCGUCUCUGAACCACAUCACCGCUCUCCUGCUCAGAGCUGACCACACAUCUACACAGGCCUGGGAGAUGCUUCAACGGUUCAAGGAAAAGAACAGAGUCCCAACAGUGGAGCUGAUGGAGGAGUUCCUGUCUUGGUGCAUAGUCUCCGGCUCAUGUGACAGAGCCGUGGAGCUGGUUCAGACCUCCGCUUCCUUCUGUUUGCCCUGUACGCACAGUCUGUCAGAGAGGGCACAGAAAGAACUCAACCUCAGUGAAGAGCAGAGAUCCGUUUUAUCUGAACUGGAGUCAGCAGCAGAGACAACAGACUAAGAGAGGAACCUAUUGCAGAAACUCUACGUAACACAGUGCAACCGUCAUUUUGUGUAUUUCAAACUACAGUACAUCAUGUGGAAUAAUAAACUAUGACAGUGUAAAGUAAAA
This is a messenger RNA of Boleophthalmus pectinirostris (great blue-spotted mudskipper), 2134 nucleotides long. RefSeq names its product pentatricopeptide repeat domain 3 (gene ptcd3). The transcript has 23 exons. Lineage: Eukaryota; Metazoa; Chordata; Actinopteri; Gobiiformes; Gobiidae. Gene Ontology annotation, molecular function: protein binding; ribosomal small subunit binding; rRNA binding. Gene Ontology annotation, cellular component: mitochondrion. Bases 14 to 2023 code for a protein of 669 amino acids. The record is from RefSeq and is a predicted model, not a curated record. Gene Ontology annotation, biological process: mitochondrial translation.